AUGUGCUGGCGCUCCGACACGCCCCUGAUGUACAAGGCCUGCCCGACCUGGUUCAUCAAGGUGGAAGAGAUCCGCGACAAGCUCGUGGAGAACAACAAGCAGACGUAUUGGGUGCCAGAUUACGUGAAGGAUAAGCGCUUCCACAACUGGCUCAGCGAGGCCAGGGACUGGAACGUCUCCCGCACGCGCUACUGGGGCACCCCGCUGCCGCUGUGGGUCUCGGCCGACUACGAGGAGAUCAUCUGCGUCGGCUCGGUGGCGGAGCUCGAGGAGCUCUCAGGUCGCAAGGUCACCGACCUGCACCGCCACUUCAUCGAUGACAUCGAGAUCCCCUCCAAGAAGGGCAAAGGCAUGCUGAAGCGCGUAGACGAGGUCUUCGAUUGCUGGUUCGAGAGCGGUGGCAUGCCGUAUGCGAGCAAGCACUACCCCUUCGAGAGGAAGGAGGAGUUCGAGAAGGGCUUCCCGGCGCAGUUCAUCGCCGAGGGCCUGGACCAGACGCGUGGCUGGUUCUACACCCUGAUGGUCUUGUCGACGAUCCUUUUUGACAAGCCGGCCUGGAAGAACCUCAUCGUGAACGGCCUGGUGCUCGCAGAGGAUGGGAAGAAGAUGAGCAAGCGCCUGAAGAAUUAUCCGGACCCUGUGUACAUGUGCGACAGCUACGGCGCCGACUCCGUCCGCAUGUACAUGUGCAACUCGCCCGUGGUCCGGGCGGAGCCACUGAAGUUCGCCGAGGCUGGCGUCAGGGAGGUCGUGAAGAACGUGUUCCUGCCGUGGUACAACGCCUACCGCUUCUUGGUCGGGGAGGCGACACGCUACGAGGCCAGUGAGAACGCAGUCUUCAAGCAGGACAGCGAGCGCAUCAAGAAGAGCACCAAUCUGAUGGACAGGUGGAUCAACGCAUCCUCACAUCAGCUCAUCAAGUUUGUCCGCGAGGAGAUGGACGCCUACCGUCUCUACACGGUUGUUGGCGGGCUUACGAAGUUCCUCGAGGAGCUCACCAACUGGUACAUCCGACUGAAUCGCGACAGGAUCAAGGGCGACAACGGCACCGAGGAGACAGUCACCGCGCUGUGCACCUUGUACGACGCGGUCCUGAACGUGACCAUCAUGCUGGCAGCAGUCACUCCGUUCAUCACUGAGAUGAUCUAUCAGAACCUGGCUCGCGCGCUGCCCGACGGCCACCCCCUGAAGGCGAAGUCGGUCCACUUCGUGAUGGUCCCCGAGUACGAUCCCGAGGCCCUGGACCCGGGCAUCCAGAGGGCAGUGGCGUCGAUGCAAACCGUCAUCGAGCUCGGGCGGGUGUCGCGCGAGCAGAGGCAAGUUGCGCAGAAGAUGCCGCUGAAGUCUAUGACUAUCUACAAUAGGGACGAGACUUUCCGGAAUGACAUCGCCCUUCUGCAGGCGUACGUCAAGGAUGAGAUCAACGCAGUCGAAAUGGUGCUCGAGAGCAAGCCGGGAGAUGAGAAACUCACGGCAGCGCUGAACUUCAAGGUGGCGGGGAAAAAGCUCGGCAAAGAUAUGAAGGCCGUCAAGGCGGCUGUGGAGAGCUUGUCCCAGGAGGAGCUUGUCAAAUUCGACUCGGAGGGCAAGAUCACAGUCUGUGGCCACGAGCUUGUGUCAGAAGACGUGUCGAUCUCCCGUGAGGUGGCUGGCCUGGAUAACCCGGAUCUUCAAACUAGCAGGGACAAGGAUACCGACACCAUGCUCGUACUCGAUUUCACUUCCGAUCCCGCGUUGGUGCUCGUUCGCGACUGCCGUGAAAUUGCCACUCGUGUGAACCAGCUGAAGAAGGCGUCCAAGAUGAAGCCCGACGAUCCCAUCGAUAUUUGGGCCGAAGUGGUAGACCCCAAGAAGGAUUCCCCCUUACAGGCUGCCCUUAUGGGCAAGGUGGAUCUCCUCGACAAGCUUCUUCGCAGGCGCCUGUUCCGUGCCCCGCAGAUGCAGGGCCACGAGGUCGUCGUCAAGACAGAGGACUACGACGUCAACGGAGAGAAGCUGCGGGUCACCCUGACAGACCGGACUGUCUACUUUAAUGACACUGCCCUGGCAGAGCUCUCCGGCGGAGACGCCUCUGUGGGCGAUGCAUUGCGGGGGCACCUGAAGAAGCUCACGCUGGUGCAGCUGUCCGAGGCCCAGACCGUGACCGUCUCCGGGACGGCCUACGAGCUGGUCCGGGGCAAGCACUUCUCCUGCGGACCCGCGGAGGCGGAGUGGAUCAAAGCUGGUUUUGCACCAACUGCGCGAACUGACAAGCCAGAGGCAGCUCCAAAGAAGGACGCGAAGCCCAAGAAGGAGGCCAAAAAGGACGGGAAGGCCGGGAAGAGCGCUGGUGAACCCGCGGAGCUUACCCCAGAGGAGCUCGAGGAGCUGCGGAAGAAGAGGCUGAAGAAGGUGAUAAAGGAGGGCGGCAAGCGCGGCGUGGAGAUCGAAGGCGCCGCCGACAUGGGCGGCCUCCAGUUCUUCUGCACGGCCGUGGAGGAGCCCGACGGCGACCUCGACCUGCUGGUGGAGUCGAUGAAGGCGAUGAACGCCAAGAGCGACCCGACCGACGAGGAGCGCAAGGGCGGCUCUGGUCACAUCGGCAAGAUGAUCUUCUCGGCUGGCACGGAGCAGCUGGCGGUCGCCGCGUACGUGCCCGAGGAGAAGCAGGGCGAGCUCUCCUGCGAGGAGUGGCUGCGGACGGUGCUCGCCCCCUUCUCCGGCAGCCUCUGCGGCACGGCCAAGGACCUUUGCUCUGGCGUCGUCAAGACGGACGCCGACAAGGGAGUCUUCCCGCUCAAGAUCCGGGAGUCCAUGAUCCUCGAGGCCAACAACUUCCUGAGAAAAAAGGGCCUGUUCCCCGAGGACAACGGCGACAGCGACGAAAUGGUCUUCGGCGACGACGACUUCCCCUCCUGA
Prorocentrum cordatum is the source of this 2898-nucleotide messenger RNA. The record is from the annotation of a GenBank genome assembly. Lineage: Eukaryota; Dinophyceae; Prorocentrales; Prorocentraceae.